Messenger RNA from Branchiostoma belcheri (Belcher's lancelet), 1134 nucleotides. RefSeq lists its product as uncharacterized. Lineage: Eukaryota; Metazoa; Chordata; Leptocardii; Amphioxiformes; Branchiostomatidae. Gene Ontology annotation, molecular function: serine hydrolase activity. The record is from RefSeq and is a predicted model, not a curated record. The transcript is spliced from 5 exons. The coding region runs from base 187 to 1119 and encodes 310 amino acids.
UGUCUCAAAUAAGUCGAACCGGUUUUCUUACUAGGACCUAUGACGUCAAAGGGUCAGCUAGUUUGACAUUUGCGACACACGUUACGCAGACGACAUGAUUUUUUGACACAUUUUUGGCCACAUUUUUUGUUUUGCCACAGUGGUGUACAUAGGAGGUUAACGUUCUUGGGUGUACGUGUUAAGAACAUGGCCUUUUUGCUCAGAAAGGGAAGGCAAUGUUGGUUUGGCGUUCGCGGCCUGGCGUCCUACCAAAGGCAGGGUGCAGCGGCGGUCACAGAGUUUCCCGACAAAGUAUCAGAGCAGCCUACUAACAAAAUCGCACCAGCCGCUUCAGUAGACCAAAGCCAGAAGUUUAACGUGCGAGUGGUCACCAGACACAUCGAGGUCCAGUCCACGGCCGACCGCGCCCCUCUGUCCGACGACAGACCUCUGGUCCUGCUCUUCUCGUGGUUGUACGCCAGUCGGAAAGUGUUGGACAAGCAUCGCGUUUUGUACCACAGACGGGGGUACGACGUUCUGACGCUCAAGGGAGAUCCUCUGUUCGCCUUUUCACCUACAGGUUUGGGUGGGAGAGUUGCCGAGGACGCUCUGAAGUUGAUAAAGGCGGAAGCGAAGCCGACACAGCCGUUCCUCGUGCACAGUGUGUCUGUAGGGUUCGCCCCAUACGCCAUGCUGCUGAAACAGGCACGGGAGAACCCGGAGUACGCCGGCGUUCUGGACAGGAUUGUCGGGCAGGUGUUCGACGGUCCAGUCGGUGACACCAAAGGGUGUGCAGUCGGGGUGGGCAAGUCCAUCAACAAUCCUGUCGGGAAGAUGAUGUACACAGCCAGCGUCUGGAGCUAUUUCACGUUCGUGCCGGGAGUGUUGAAGGCACACGAUCAGACCCGGUACUGUUGGGAAACCAUGGUCCCGAAGACGCCGAUCCUGCUGUUCGGUUGUCAUGACGACCCGAUGUCCACCCGAGCGUACAACGAGCGCUGCGCAGAGAGCUGGCGCAUGCGCGGCUGCGACGUACGAAUGCAGUUCUGGGUCGAGUCUGCGCACUCCAACCACAUGAGAAUCCACAAAGAACAAUACGUCACCGCUUUGGACAAUUACCUGGAUAGUAUAGAACUGUAGAUACAGUUUUAACUG